CACCUUCCCCUUAGAUAACAAGAGCAUAAACCACAAUAAUGUUAAAAAAUAAAGUCUCUCCCUUUUCCUCAACUGUACCCAUCAAUGCUUAUGUCCAUCCUUCUCCCUUUUGCUCUGUAUUUAAUUUAACUCAUCAUCUGCACUGCAUGCAAGUUUUAUGCUUUUGAUCUAUCUUCUCAUGCGUUUUUUACUUUCUUGAUUUGGCAAUUCUCAUGAGUUGAUGUUUUUGUGAGAGAUCUUUUUUUUUUUAUGGUUGCCGACACGAAAGGUUUGUUCUUGACUUGUGUUUUUAUUUUUUUAUUUUUUAUUGGAGAUUCUUGUUUUUGGUAGAUGAACAACUCAAAGACGGAGCUAACAAAGUCUUUUUUGGUAUUCCAUUAUUUUAUUCCAUGGUCUUUCCUCUGCAUUGUGUGUCAUGUUUGUAGUAUCAUUACUAUUUAAAGGAAUUUUGGUUAUCUAUCAAUAUGCAUAAAUGUCUGAUUUUUAUGAUUUUGUCCCCUUUUCUUACAUGGCAGCAAAGAAGCUACAACUCAACUUUUGUUUGGUGAGAAAAAUCUGAGUUAGCGAACCAAGAAUAUCUUUAAUUCCUUUUGGAACAAGGAGUUGGUUUGAUUGGUAACGCUCAAGUUGGUCUCUCUCUUCUUUUUUUUCCUUUUUCAAAUCCAAGUUGAUUUCUUUGUUCUCUCUGAAUCCUAUAACCAAUAUAUAUAAAUCUAUAGUGGAUUGCAUAACCACCAGCAAAACACUUCCUAGACUUUGUUCCAUUGCCUUUGGUUUGUUUGAGUUUCUUGGAGUGGACUGAGAAAUAUGGUGGGUAGCAUUGAGGCCAAGAGCCUGCAAUCAAACGGUUCUGUAAUUCAUCAUAAUGGUCUUAAUUUGGAGGAGAAGCUUGAUGAGUUCCGUCGUCUUUUGGGGAAAUCAGACAAGGAUCCGCUAAGGAUUGUAAGUGUUGGUGCUGGUGCUUGGGGAAGUGUUUUUGCAGCACUUCUCCAAGAAAGCUAUGGAAGUUUCAGGGAUAAGUUCCAGAUCAGGAUUUGGAGAAGAGCUGGGAGAGCUGUUGAUAGAGCAACUGCAGAACAUUUGUUUGAAGUGAUCAAUUCAAGGGAAGAUAUCUUGAGGAGACUGAUACGACGUUGCGCUUAUCUGAAAUAUGUCGAGGCAAGGCUCGGUGAUAGGACACUCUAUGCGGAUGAGAUUUUGAAAGACGGGUUCUGUCUUAACAUGGUUGACACUCCACUUUGCCCUCUUAAGGUUGUGACAAAUUUGCAAGAAGCUGUGUGGGAUGCUGAUAUUGUUGUUAAUGGAUUGCCUUCAACCGAAACACGUGAAGUGUUUGAAGAGAUUAGUAAGUACUGGAAAGAGAGAAUCACGGUUCCUAUUAUUAUCUCUUUGUCAAAGGGUAUUGAAACUUCUCUUGUACCAGUUCCACAUAUCAUAACUCCAACAAAGAUGAUCCAUCAAGCAACUGGUGUGCCUAUUGACAAUGUACUGUAUCUUGGUGGACCGAACAUUGCUGCUGAGAUAUACAACAAGGAAUAUGCCAAUGCUAGAAUAUGUGGAGCUGAAAAAUGGAGGAAACCACUAGCAAAGUUCUUAAGACAACCUCAUUUCAUUGUUUGGGACAAUAGUGAUCUUGUGACACAUGAAGUAAUGGGAGGCCUCAAGAAUGUCUACGCCAUUGGAGCUGGUAUGGUAGCAGCGCUUACUAAAGAGAGUGCUACAAGCAAGUCUGUGUAUUUUGCUCAUUGUACAUCUGAGAUGAUAUUUAUAACUCAUUUACUAGCACAAGAGCCUGAGAAACUUGCAGGGCCUUUGCUAGCUGACACUUAUGUGACCUUAUUAAAAGGGCGUAAUGCGUGGUACGGUCAAAUGCUGGCAAAGGGGGAAAUAAAUAGAGACAUGGGUGAUAGUAUAAGCGGCAAGGGAAUGAUUCAGGGUGUUUCUGCAGUGGGAGCCUUUUACCAAUUGCUUAGUCAGUCAAGCUUAAGCAUAUUGACAUCUGAAGAGAAGAAACCUAUAGCCCCAGUCGAGUCAUGUCCUAUUUUGAAGACACUCUACAAGAUACUCAUCACAAGAGAACAAUCAACACAAGCUAUUCUGCAAGCAUUAAGGGACGAAACAUUGAACGAUCCUAGAGACCGUAUCGAGAUUGCACAGAGCCAUGCAUUCUACAGGCCUUCCCUUCUUGGUCAGCCUUGAUUACUCAAUGUCAAUGUAUAAUCCAAAUUUGUUGAAUCUUAUUACGCAGACAUACGACAUAAAUUACUUGUGCAAGCUGCAGAUGGUUCAUUGAAACAUCAUAGCUUUAUUGAGAGGGGUAGUUCCACAUCUGUCAUAUCUUAAAUUUGAUUCUUGUUUAGUCUCUUGAGUCGAUGAAAUUCUUGUACUGUAUCAUUUUCUUUA
This is a messenger RNA of Camelina sativa (false flax), 2403 nucleotides long. The record is from RefSeq and is a predicted model, not a curated record. NCBI's taxonomy places the organism in Eukaryota, Viridiplantae, Streptophyta, Magnoliopsida, Brassicales, Brassicaceae.